GUGCCACCCUCGCCAUGCAUGUGGGGAAACACAGCUCUGCUCCAGAGCAGCCACUCAGGUCUGGGAACAAGGGUAGCUCAGCAACCAGGAACGCCUGGGCAAUUUCCCAGUAAAUAUUUCCUGCUUCUGCACUCGAGCUUUGUGGCUGGCAUCUCGUGUGCUCCUCUCAGCAGCAGACACGUAUCUGGCAGCGCUUGUUCUGGAAAACGGGAGCUGCGAGGGGCACGGCGGCUGCCAACGCCAGCGCGGGGGCGCAGGGACAGGCUGCCGGAGGAUGCCCACGCACGGCGGCUGGAAUGCCGGACGGAGCGCGGCCCCCGCUCGGCAGCACGGCCCGGAGCAGCCCCCAGAAGAUCGGCCGGGCCAGGGCGCGGGGCGGCGGCCGGCAGAGGAACGCGGGGCGGGAAGCGGUGCCGGAAGAGCCGAGCGCGGCUUCUCCUGCCGGCCGCAACCCGGCUGAGGCGGGCGGGGAGCGCGGCCCGGGCACUCACCGAGCGGAGCUCCAGCUGCAGGACGCAGCGCAGCGCUCUCCGCGGCAUGGGCGGGCACCGGGCCUGCCGCCUGCGGGCCGCUCGGGCUCGGCCGACGCCGUUGUCACGGCAUCUGGGCCCUUUUGACUCGAGUAUCCCAUUUUAAGCCCUCUGUGGGUGAGACAAAGUGCACAGAGUAUCAUCUGUCUGGUGCUAUCUUUGAAGACUUCUCUGCAUGCUCAUAUCUCAAAUUGUCUGUUUAUUCCUACCCUCCCACAAACUCAAAUUUAUUUCCUUGAUCCUCACCAUUUGGGUCAUAUCAAGGAUAUUCCCCAAUGUCUCUGCAGCUCAGUUGUUUUCAGAGUAUUUACAAUCCCAUCCAACACCAAAAUAAUCUGGUUUUUCUGUCUUGGCAGUGCAAGUUGUUUCAGCCUCAGACCGUUAGGGGAUUUCAGGCUUUAAAUAUUCUUUCCAAGUUCACAAGUACAGCUGCAGAGAGGACAGAAAAUUUUAAUUGCUUCCAAAAGAAAGUGGUGGCUCAAAUGUAUCCCUUGGCUUUAUUUUAAUUUUACAGUUUCAAAGAAAAAUCACGCUAAGUGAUCUUGAAAGAAACAGCCUUUAAAAAAAAAAAGAAAAAAAAAGAAACAGGAAAGAACAUACUAUGCCAGUGCAGACAAAAGUGAAAUCUAUAGAUGGAUUAAAUAUCACUACUAAUACUCGAUGCCAAUCUUUUAAAAUAAAUAAAGGAUUGGAAAGGCA
Messenger RNA from Prinia subflava (tawny-flanked prinia), 1229 nucleotides. RefSeq lists its product as uncharacterized. The transcript has 3 exons. The coding region runs from base 19 to 636 and encodes 205 amino acids. The record is from RefSeq and is a predicted model, not a curated record. NCBI's taxonomy places the organism in Eukaryota, Metazoa, Chordata, Aves, Passeriformes, Cisticolidae.